AAAAAAUCCACUGGAUGGCCUCACACACUUAGAAAUGGCAGGGACAAACACUACUUUUCUGUUCUAAAAUAUCUCUCUGCAGAGGAUAAUUUGAACUUUAAAGUCACAUGAUGAAAUCAUAGGUUUGCUAAACAGGCAACGUGUAUGGUUUGAAUGACUUAAACCAAGUUCCUGUUUCCUUUACAGAACUGUAUGUUUUUGUAGUCAGCGAGCGUCUGGAUUUUUCAUCGUGAUGUACAGCAGCUAGAGAAGUUACUGUAAUAUAUACACUCUGCUUUCUGCAUAAAUAAAAAGGGCUAUAUGCUCCAAACAAUAAUUAUAUUUCAUCUGACUAUUCGUAGGGAAAGAUUCAGCCUGUUUGUAUCUGUGGAGCAUUUUCUUGAGAAGUAUGACUGUACAGAAGCUUCUGUACGAGAGAACUCUGCUGUCCUGUCUUUGCCUGGUGUGCCGUCUACAUACACUGCUUGUACACACUAGCUUUGCAUACAACGGAACAAAGUAAAAUCACCAAACUCUAACUUAACACAAAAUUGAAAUCCUUAUUCAAACUCCAUUGAACAGGAAAUAAGCACGGCGUGGAGGGAAGGAUGGCUUCUCACAACAUGACAUGGAUCAGCUACCCAAGCAAGAAUUUGGCUUUCAACUCCCCAGAAGAAAUCGAAGCCUUCAUAGCUUCUCAAAACAUCAUAUCAAGACUUAUGCACUGCUACAUCGCAUUUUUUGUACCAACAGGAUUAAUAGCUGGCAUAUGUAUUUUGAUCAUUUUCAUAAAGAAUUAUGUGCAGCACAAGGUCAUAGAAAACUUAGACUUACUUCUUCUAGCCUUCACCAUCAGCAAUAUUAUAAUGAUUCUUUUAUCAUUUUCUGUUAUCACUAGACCUGACUAUUUAAAAGCAACUCACCUCGCGUGUAACGUACUGUCAUUUUUUUUCAACUUCAGUUAUUUCAAUUCUCAGUAUGUUUUCUUGCUGACACUUCUCAUACUAUUACUGAAGAGAUUUCCACCAAGGACUGCUCUCAGCAAAGCAACUCAAAGACCCAUAUUGUGUGUUGGAUUUGUACUUAUAUAUGCCUUCUGCUUGUCACUGACUGAGGCAGUACUGGUUGGCACAGAUAACUACCACUUGGAAACAGACUGCCAGUUAGAUCCAUUAUUUGCAUGGCCUGAAUACGAGAUCAUUAAAUUCACCUUUGGAUUUGCAAUCCCAUCAUUUCUUCAGAUACUCUGUUUUACUGUUCUCUUCGCAAAAGAAGCACCUGCUGAAGCUCCAGCCUUACAACAGCACAUUCGUACUUACCCUGCUGCGUAUAUUAUAAGCAUAACGAUAUUUAUAUGCCGUCUCUUUUACAACGUUAUGCUUCUCUUCAGGACAACAUUCAAACUACAGAAGAGCAUUGGAACUCCAAAGAAUGAGCUUGUGAUGAAUAUUGCAGAAAUUGUGUUGUUCUGUGAGAGCUGUGCUAGUUUGGUACUUAUACUUUGUUUUCAUAAACCAUGCAAGGAUGAAGUACUUAAAGUCAUCCAGAACUGCCGAAGGAAAAACACUGCCAACAAUCACCUGGAAAUACCAGUAACAGCUACAACCCAUGAAAGUGGGUCUCAGUAAUACCCUAUUGUUCGGAGGAACUGUCAAUCCAUUUUACUUUUGAGUUUGUGGGUUUUGGUUCAUUUUUUUCACUUCUUCAAAAAAGGGUAAUUGUUCCUUCUUUAGAAACCAAACUUGGACUGUCUUGCAACUAGCAGUUCUGAACUGAAAAAAAAAAAGAUUCUUAGUGCUAGUAUUAGCAGUGAUCUAUGAGAAAACAUGUAAGGUCUGAGGUUUUUUUUUGCAUAUAUAUAUAUUUAAAUCGCCUACAGUGUUACUUCAAAGCCAAGUAGUAAGAAAAGUACUGCUGCCAUAGAAGUGUGCUUUUGUAAUACCACCACUGCCCCAGCAAAGUUGCAAGCAAAAACACAGUAGAAAACAACUUUGAACAAAGGUAAAAAUCUUCAGCCAAAGCAUUUUCUCAGGUGUGCUGAUGCUUCUGAUUUCUUAGCCUACAAACUACUUAUUUUUAUAACAGUGGUAAAUUCCAGUAGCAGCAGCAGUGAAGUAUGGCUUAAGAAUCCAUUAUAACCCUGAAAGAGUAUGUAAUACUGUACGUCUACUGUAGCACUUGCUUAGACACACACACACGCACACAAACUAAGCAUUUCUUCCCUUUUUCCAUUUUCCUCUUAUACUUUUAUUGGAGCCCUUAAGGUUUUUGUCUGAAUUCAUGUGCCAAAAAAAAAAGAAAUAAAAUUCAAAUUAAUGGAAAGUCUGGUCCAUAAAGGAAAGCUUCAGCUCCUUUGUGAAGCACUGAACUGGAAAGAUCAACAGGAUGGCUAAUUAAAACUCUAUGCAAGAAUGAAAGGUUUUUGUUAAUGUACUCUAAGCUUCAACUCUGCAUUAAGACUUAGAGCAAUUAUUGAUUUAAGGCAUUCUUGAUGAGUUCAUUCAGAAGUAUGAAGAUGCCUUGGAAGAGUCACACAAUAAUAUACUAACUAAAAGAACAGGCGAAAAGCCAGCCCAGAACAGUAGAUGUGAGGCAUGUUUGAAACUGGGCAGAACCCAAGUUUCAAACUGAAAUCAGGGCUCUGCUAGAGACAAGACAGGAGCAUAAUACAUUUAGUUUAGAAUUCCUGUGUAAAUGGUACAAAAUGGG
Messenger RNA from Pezoporus occidentalis (night parrot), 2688 nucleotides. RefSeq lists its product as uncharacterized. Lineage: Eukaryota; Metazoa; Chordata; Aves; Psittaciformes; Psittacidae. Bases 588 to 1607 code for a protein of 339 amino acids. The record is from RefSeq and is a predicted model, not a curated record. Gene Ontology annotation, cellular component: membrane. The transcript is spliced from 3 exons.